Manihot esculenta (cassava) is the source of this 1497-nucleotide messenger RNA. RefSeq names its product plastid division protein PDV2-like. The record is from RefSeq and is a predicted model, not a curated record. Lineage: Eukaryota; Viridiplantae; Streptophyta; Magnoliopsida; Malpighiales; Euphorbiaceae. The transcript is spliced from 2 exons. The coding region runs from base 408 to 1361 and encodes 317 amino acids. Gene Ontology annotation, biological process: chloroplast fission.
AUUUUUCUGAACCACACAUCUUCUCUCUCUCUCUCUCUCUCUCUCUCUCUCUCUCUCUUUUUCCCUGGUCAGACCACACAUCUUCUCUUGUUUUAGCAGAAGAAAGCUCCAAGACUUUGGUUUGAGGGAAGAGAAAAAAAAGUUGAUUGCCGAAAACAACAGAAACGGUAUGAGAUCUAUCUGCUGAGAGUGCACCACGAUCACUUAAAUUGCACACAAACUCCAACCCUAGAGCCUACCUUUUGGCGCUUCUGCUACAUUAUACAAACAAGCAAACUUUGCGCCCCAAAUCCAUCGAACUCCAAUUACCAACCAAGGCCAAAGUUCAAUUUUUUUUUUUCUCAAUGUCUGAGAUACCCACUUAGAAAGAGAAGCAGAGGAAGACAGAGAAGAAAAUAGAACAGCAAAUGGAAGAAGAGGGAGUCCAGAUUGUAUUGGCUAGAGCCAUAGAAUUGAGGUUAAAGAUCAGCAAUUGCAUCCACAAAGCAAGCACCAGCACCAAUAAUAACAAUGUCAACUCUAUUUCUACUAAAGAAAAUAAACAAGAAAAGGAAGGUGUCGAAGUGGGCGUGAUUGUGAAGGGAGAGGAUGAUAAGAGCCCUAAUUCUCAGUGUCUUGAUGGAGGUUCAUUGUGUGAAGCAGACGAAGAAGAUAACGAAACUGAGAUGCUUCUUAGUAUCCGCGAUGCUCUUGAAUCCCUUGAGCAUCAGCUCUCCAACUUGCAGGAUUUGCAGCAACAGCAACGUUAUGAGAGAGAAGUUGCCCUCGGCGAGAUUGAACAGAGCCGCAAGAUGUUAUUGGAAAAGCUAAAGGAGUACAAAGGUGAAGACUUGGAAGUAAUACAGGAAGCUUCUGCAUUUGCUGGUGAAACAGUGGAGCAUAACAAUGACCUUUUACUUCCACCUUAUCCAAGCCGCCGUCCACAGUCCCUUGUAGACAAUCACUACCUGUCACAUUUCCCUCAUACACACAAGUCUGUCCGCAAUGGGGUAAUAGCUGGUGAAGCAAAGAAGAAUUUGAAUGAGUCAGAGAGCACUAAGGCACAGGAUAUGUCUGAAAAUCCAAGCAGAGGUUUAGGACGUUUCAUUGGUGCAGCAGCUAAGAUAAUGGUCACUCUUGGUAUGAUAUCAAUGUUAAACCUGUCUGGUUUUGGACCUAGUCUUGGAAAAAUCAGUAUACCUUUUAAGAUUGUGGACUUGUUUCAGCAACCAAAAACUAAAGAACAGAGACAUAAUGAAUGUCCACCUGGGAGAAUUCUGGUUCUGGAAGGUGGGGAAGCACGAUGCGUUGUCAAAGAGAGGGUUGAAAUUCCUUUUGAAUCGUUGGCUGCAAAGCCAGAUGUAAACUAUGGAUCUGGUUAAUUUGGUAUUCAGUAUCUUCUUUUAUCUUGUUUUUCUUUUUAGUUUUUUUAUCACCUAUAUAUUGUAUAUUUUGAUUCUUCAUAUAUGGUUUGAAGAUUUUGAUUUAAUGGCCUAUAAUAAUUGUGAUGAUUCAGAA